This is a messenger RNA of Momordica charantia (bitter melon), 1624 nucleotides long. RefSeq names its product basic helix-loop-helix (bHLH) DNA-binding superfamily protein (gene UNE12). Gene Ontology annotation, molecular function: DNA-binding transcription factor activity, RNA polymerase II-specific; protein dimerization activity; RNA polymerase II cis-regulatory region sequence-specific DNA binding. Gene Ontology annotation, biological process: regulation of transcription by RNA polymerase II. NCBI's taxonomy places the organism in Eukaryota, Viridiplantae, Streptophyta, Magnoliopsida, Cucurbitales, Cucurbitaceae. The record is from RefSeq and is a predicted model, not a curated record. Gene Ontology annotation, cellular component: nucleus.
UUUUCGUCUCUGUCUCUGCUCUGAGAGCACCCAACUGAGGAACAAGAACAAGAACUUGGAGAGAGAGAGAUCGAAGCGAAAUCGCAAUCGAACUUCUCAAAAAACCUGAAUCAAUCUCUCUUUUCCCCCUCUUUCAUGUAGAUGCUUUUCCAAGCCGCCGUUUCGCCGUCCUCAAUCGAUUUGUUUACUUUACUCCUCGCCCGAGUUCAUUUCCAUGGCGAAUAAUCAUUCCGAGACUCCCGCCGAUGAUUUCCUCGAGCAGAUUCUUGGGAUUUCCCCUUUUGGGUCGGCGGAGCAAGGGUUAGCUGGAACUGACGGCGGCUUGGCCGGAGCUGCGGCGGCUCAGGCCCCGAUGAUGCUUCAGCUUAGCUCCGGCGACGGCGCCGGACAUAUGGCGACAAUUGGGAGUGGAAGUGUUGGUGGAACCGGGUUCCAUGGCGCCCCUUUUCCCCUAGGGCUGAGCUUAGACCAAGGGAAGGGAGGGUUUCUGAAAGCAGAGGAAGCUUCUGGAAGUGGGAAGCGGUAUUGUGGGGGCGUUGUGGAUAUUCGAGCUUCAUCUGUGAAAAAUGUGUUUCCAGGCCAACAAAUGCACGCUUCUAUGGGUGUAGCCCCGCAUCCACCAGCAAUGCGCCCUAGGGUUCGGGCAAGACGAGGACAGGCAACUGAUCCACAUAGCAUUGCCGAGCGGUUACGAAGAGAAAGGAUUGCAGAGAGAAUUAGGGCUUUGCAGGAGCUUGUUCCGAGUGUCAAUAAGACGGAUAGAGCUGCGAUGCUUGACGAAAUAGUGGACUACGUAAAGUUCCUACGUCUCCAAGUAAAGGUUUUGAGCAUGAGUAGAUUGGGUGGAGCUGGUGCUGUGGCUCCACUUGUAACGGAUAUCCCACUAUCAUCAGUUGAGGAAGAAGGGAGUGAAGGCGGUAGGAAUCAACCCGCAUGGGAGAAAUGGUCGAACGACGGUACGGAGAGACAAGUCGCCAAGCUUAUGGAAGAAAACGUAGGAGCUGCAAUGCAAUUCCUCCAAUCAAAGGCGCUCUGCAUCAUGCCCAUCUCGUUGGCUUCGGCGAUUUAUCACACACAACCGCCCGAUAGCUCGAGUUCGGUGAAGCCAGAGAGCAACCCACCCCCAUAGAAUGACCCCCGAGCGGAGGGAGGGAGGGAGGGACGUGCAUUCCCACAAUCCCCAAAAGGAAAAGAAACCUCACCGAUCGCUGUUGGGUACUAGGCCUGCAUCCGGUCCCGUCGCAACACUCGUCGUUGUUCCCCUUCAGUUUGUGGUGGGUAUUGGUAAUGCAAUCAAAGUCAGAUGCCAUAGUUGUUGCCUUUUAAGAUUACUUUUAGGUUUUGUUUUUGGGAUGGGGAUGUCAAUGCCCUAAAAAAUGCAAGCAAGGGGGGUGGUUUUCAGGUCUCAACUAAAGCAAAGAAGAAUUUUGUCAAAGCUUUAAUUGAUAUGCUCUUCUUUUCUUGUUUUUGCAUCAAUGGUGGAGGGAGGGGAGGGAGUGAGUGGUGGGAAAUGACCAAAGCACCUUUUUUCUUAUGUAGUGGGAUGUGGGGACCUUGUAAAAAUAUGAAUAAAAGCUCUUUUUUUGUUUAGUAUAAUUUUAAAUGGAUGAUGCACCUUUAGAAG